ACAGGAAGUGCACGCAGAGGGAGAGGAAACUGUGCGGAAGGCGGGAGUGGGUGGAGGGGAGGAGACGCAGUGGGCCCCCACCCCCGGGUUCCUGUCACGUGACCCACUCCCCACUCCCUCACCACCCUGUUUGGUGUGUUGAGAGCUGGUCAUAGCAGGGGGCUCCUCGGGGAGUUUAGUCCCUUGCCCCUUUGUGAACUGCUUGCCCCGGGACGAUAAGGACGGUGAGAGGGGAAGAAGGCCAAGGCUAUUGCUUCCUUCCGGACGGUUUGGAGGGGGUACCUUCUUUUCUCUUGGUUGGGGAUAUAGCCACGCCUCCUAUUCUGGGUCCCUUAAGAACGCCAGAGCAGACACAGCCUGGGCAAAACACACAGAACGGAGCCGUAGUACAUCCAGGACUGGGGUGUUGCAGGAAGCUGUAUUGUAGGAGCUGUCCGGGUUCAGGACAGGGGUGACUUCCCAAAAAAACCAACCAGCACAUGGAAAAAGACUGGGGAUGAUGUUUUUCCAAAGCUUAAGGUUUAUGACAGCCGGCCUUUGCUUUGCCGGUGGCUUCUCUUUCCUCACAUCCUGGAGGCCUUUCACCGCAUUUGACAGGCAGGAAACUAAGGCCUUUGGUCAGUGGGUCUGUUUAAGAGGUGGAGUGGGACAGCCCGGGGUCCGACCCCAGCAGGCUUCUUUUCACUUGUGAACAUUGGCAGGGCCAAGGUGGAGCUCGGCUCCCCUCGUUACUCCUGCGAGCAAGGAUCUUGCCUGUCUGUCCCGCGCGCCCACUGGGAUGUUUCGCCAGUGGUCGGUGCAGUCAGGACCAGCCCCACGAAGAUCUGAAUCCCAGGCGUCCUCGGAGGAUCUGUGGAAGCAAGAAGUGGAGCGGCUAUGCGCCUCCCGGACGCCUGUGCGGAUGCUGCCCUACGCCAUGGCAGAUAAGCGCUUCAUCCGGGAACUGCGGGAGCCCGAGGGCGUGAAGAACUCCUGCUGGCAGCGGUGGCAUCGCCCGAGGCAGGUGGCACGACAGCAGCUGGGGGAGGCAGCAAAACGGCUAGGCCGCGGUUUCGGGCUCUGGGAGGGAGCUCUCUACGAGAUUGGAGGCCUCUUCGGGACCGGGAUCCAGUCCUACUUCACUUUCCUUCGCUUCCUGCUGCUGCUCAACCUGCUGACCAUGCUGCUGACUGCCUGCUUUGUGCUGCUGCCCCUGCUCUGGCUCCGCUCCCCUGAGCCAGGCCCUGCCCUGAAACUGACAGGUCUCCAGUGCUCCGGCAGCCCCCUGCCCCAGAGUGACAUUCCAAGGUUCCACAACCCACUUUGGAAUGUUUUAACUGGCAGGGCCUUCAACAACACCUAUCUCUUCUACGGUGCCUACCGAGCAGGGCCAGAGAGCAGCUCAGCGUACAGCAUCCGCCUGGCCUACCUCCUUAGCCCGUUGGCCUGCCUGCUCCUAUGCUUCUGUGUGAUACUGCAGAGGAUGGCAGAAGGCCUCCCACAGCAGACACUCGUGGGCCAGCGCUACAGGACGCCCCUCAGCGCCAAAGUGUUCUCAUCCUGGGACUUCUGCAUCCGGGUGUGGGAAGCCGCCACCAUCAAGAAGCACGAGAUCAGCAAUGAACUGAAGGUGGAGCUGGAAGAGGGCCACCGCUUGGAGCUGGCUCAACAGCAGACCCGGGCCCAGAAGGCCUGCCGCCUUCUCACCUACCUGCGUACCAACGUCCUCAUUGUACUCCUAGUGAUCGGAGCCAUCAGCGCCAUCUUCUGGGCCACCAAGUACUCACAGGACAACAAGGAGGAGUCCCUUUUUUUGGUGCUCCAGUACCUGCCUCCUGGAGUCAUCGCCCUGGUCAACUUCCUGGGUCCCCAACUGUUCACAGUCUUGAUCCAGGUGGAGAACUACCCUCCCAGCACCGAAGUCAAUCUCACCCUGUUCUGGUGCGUGGUACUGAAGCUAGUCAGCUUGGGGAUGUUCUCCUUCUCCCUGGGUCAGACGGUGCUGUGCAUCGGCAGAAACAAGACCAGCUGUGAGACCUACGGCUACAACGCUUGCGACUACCAGUGCUGGGAGAACUCGGUGGGUGAAGAAUUAUAUAAAUUAAUCAUCUUCAACUUCCUGCUCACCGUGGCCUUCGCCUUCCUGGUCAGCCUGCCUCGGAGGCUGUUAGUAGAGCGCUUCUCAGGCUGGUUCUGGACUUGGCUGGACCGGGAGGAGUUCCUGGUGCCCAAAAACGUGCUGGACAUCGUGGCUGCACAGACUGUCACCUGGAUGGGUCUCUUCUACUGCCCCCUGCUGUCACUACUCAACAGUGUCUUCUUCUUUCUCACCUUCUACAUCAAGAAGUACACCCUCCUGAGGAACUCCAAGGCAUCCCCACGGCUUUUCCGAGCCUCCAGCUCCAUCUUCUUCUUCCAUCUGGUGCUGCUCCUUGGCUUGCUUUUGGCUGCAGUGCCUCUGGCCUACGUGAUCAGCAGCACCCACUCCUCCUGGGACUGUGGCCUCUUCACAAACUACUCGGCCCCCUGGCAGGUGGUACCAGAGCUGGUGGCCCUCCAGCUCCCACUUCCUGGCCAGUAUGCCCUCCAUUACCUCAGCUCCCAUGCCUUCAGCUUCCCACUCCUCUUUCUGCUCAGCCUCGUCCUGACCGUUUGCAUCUCCCAGUCCCGGGCGAAUGCCAGAGCCAUCCAUGAGCUGAGGAAGCAACUGGUGUGGCAAGUCCAGGAGAAGUGGCACCUGGUGGAUGACCUGUCGCGGCUGCUGCCGGAGCUGAGCCCAGAGCCCGAGUCCCCUCACUUUCGAGCUUCGCGUCCACGAUCCUUCUGCCCGGGAUUCCCAUGCCCAGGUUCACCUGGUCCCAGGACACCCUGGCUGGGAUCCUCCACCAGGCUGAGCUCUUCGAGCCUCGGAACCCCCAGUGCCUCGGUUCCCGCCUCCAGAUUUCACUUCCCCAGCCUCACAGAGCUGUAGCACCGACCCCACGUCCCUCGGCUCUACCUCAGCUUCCUCCAGCGCCUCCACUCCCGCCCUUCCACCUCCUUUUGCCCAUGCUCUCUGCCCCACCCCCACCCCACCCCGAACCACGGCCUACAGAUGGCUCCUGGCCCUCUGGCAAGGUUCUCCAAAGUGAGCCACACCCUCAGGUCACCAAGAAGAACAGGAGAAUUUCUACCUCUUUUAUCUCAUUCCUUCAAUUUUUAUUGAGUGUUGUACAGUGUACAAAACAGUAUGAAUAUAAACUCACGGGUGCAAUUUAUAAAUAUAUAUAUAUUUUUUGAAACACUGGAAUUUCUUAGAGUUGCUCUCAGAAACAUUUGUAUAUUUCUCUCCAUGAGGCUGCAAGAGCUGAUCUGGAACAAACCUGCACUUCUGUGCCCCUACAAAGGUGAAGCCAUGCUCUGCGAGAAGCAGUGCUGGGUCUUGAACCAAACACGUGGACCCCAAAGGCACACUAAACCAGGGUGGAGCUUGGAAGCCACCCCAGAG
Molecule: messenger RNA, 3466 nt
Organism: Rattus norvegicus (Norway rat)
Lineage: Eukaryota; Metazoa; Chordata; Mammalia; Rodentia; Muridae
Source: RefSeq, a predicted model, not a curated record